Molecule: messenger RNA, 1257 nt
Organism: Eucalyptus grandis
Lineage: Eukaryota; Viridiplantae; Streptophyta; Magnoliopsida; Myrtales; Myrtaceae
Exons: 2
Coding region: 122-808 (228 amino acids)
Source: RefSeq, a predicted model, not a curated record
CUCCCAUUUCCGAUCACUGCUCAAGAACUACUUCGAUCUCAACCUCUCUUCUUUCACGUCUCUGCUUUCCACAUUCUGUUCGAUUUUUCGCUCGCUCGCUCGAUCGCCGAUUGUUUUCUUCAUGGCUUCCGAAACGAAAGAUGCCCAUCUGAUCGAGAUCCCCGUCGACGAGGAGCACCGAGAGAAGCUCUCCUCGGCCGCGAACGGGAUGCUCGCCGCCAUCCAGCACCACCCGCUGAUGGAGAUCUCGCGGAGCCCGGGCCACCUCCUCCUGCUCAAGCUCUGGCAGAGGGAGGAGGCCCUCUUCGGCCACCGGGCCGCGCUCAAGGAGGCGCGGCUCGACUCGGCCAGGCGCGAGAUCUUCCAGCUCUGCUUCUCCUUCUUCGUCUUUCACGGGCUCUUCUUGACCCUCCUGUACACGUCCUCCGUUAACGACUCCGCCCACGACGACCGCCAAUACCACGGUGCUUGCAAGAAGUGGUGGCUGCCCACCAUUUUGUCGCUGUGUACUUCCCUAGUGUUUGUGGGCUUGGUGCAGGUUAAGCUCUGCCGCUACUGGAAGGCCUCGCGGCAGCUGCAGAGGGAGAGGAGCGACAACCGGGCGCUCGGGAGGUGCGUGCAGGAGCUGAGGAUGAAAGGGGCGAGCUUCGACCUGUCCAAGGAGCCGGUGAUCGGGAAGAGAAUGAAGAGCUCCAGCGUCGAGAUCAAGUGGAGGCCGCUCACCUGGUGUUCUCAGAACGCGGUCACCGUAUGUCUCCUCUGUUUUACAGGUCUGGUGGCCCCUGCUUCGAAAUUCAUCCUUUGCUGAGCCGCUCUGUUGCCGGAGUUGAGUUUGCACGGGAGCCAAUUUCGCGAUCCGCAGAGAAUGUGAAACCAGGGGAAGAUAUUCGACGUGAUUCAGAGCCGGACGUCGAAACCGGAGACUAGGCAGAGAGCGUGAUUCCUUCGCCAGAAACUGAAGCUUUGCUCUCGCCGUCUCUUAAUCCACGAUCUCUUGGGGGAUGAAGCAACUGGGUCCGAUGCUGCUCGGGACAACAUGAAAUCGGCUUACUCCCGCUCUAAGCAAUGCCUGCCUCUCAUAUUCUUACCACGCUUCUUAGGGCUUUUGAAGAUCGAUAUCCUAACAGUGAGGAUGAUUCAAAGCAACACCGCCUGUGUGCUUUAUUUAUACAAAGAGUGCUGUAUCAAGAUAUUUCAUUUAAGGGCCGAAGGCCUGCAUCGUGUUUAAUAACAUUUCUUUACGAGUUUCUGCAACAA